Peronospora belbahrii is the source of this 630-nucleotide messenger RNA. Lineage: Eukaryota; Oomycota; Peronosporomycetes; Peronosporales; Peronosporaceae. The record is from the annotation of a GenBank genome assembly.
AUGGGAGACAACAAUAAGUAUCUAGUACAAACGCAGCCAUACGUGAAAUUGAUGCUACAUGCUGCUAAAUGGCCUGCAAAUUCCAUCUGCGGUGUUUUAUUAGGUCAAGAAAAAGGACAAAGCUUUUUGAUUGUAGACGCUGUACCACUUUUUCACCAUGAGACACCGCUUACGCCGCUAGUGGAGGUGGCAUGUGCAAUGGUAGACACGUAUUGUCAAAAGAGCUUAAAGUUAAAGAUUGUAGGCUUUUAUUAUGCCGAAAAUGGGUCCUUUUCGUCUAAUUGUGAGAAUAAACUGAGUCAUUUUACAGAAAAAGUCGCUGAUAGAGUGGAACAAAAUUGUUCACGAGCUUGUGUAUUGGUGGUAAAUAAGAAUCAGCUUCAACAUAAUACAACGAGUGGACUACAAUUGCUACUUAAGGACGUCAAACGUGGCUGGACGCGAGUUGAAAAUCGUUUGACAGUUGUAGACGAAGCUGCAACGAUAUUGACAAAAGGACUUGAGCAAACGAGCGAAACGGAUGUGGUGGAUUUUGAAGAACAUUUGGAAGAUCCGAGGAAAGAUUGGCGAAAUUUGCACAUUGUGGACCUGCUCAAGCUCAAUGUAUCAAGUCUGGAACAAAUCACAUGA